AUGGCAACGGAAAAGAAGUGGAUUGACUUUAAGAACAAAAAAUUAAGACAAGAAGGAAAGGCAUACGUUGGUUGGAGCAGACCGAAAAAUACGCCAACAAAGAGAGAAACAAAAAGAGAAGAAAGAAAAAUAGGGCCACGCUAUGGUUCAACCUUGUGUAAGAAGUCCAAGACUCGCAAAUGUCACACAAUUUCAGAAGAGAACAAACAAGAACUCUUUAAAAAGUUUUGGUCAGAUAUGAGCUGGGACCAGAAAAAGGUGUACAUUGCUUCUCUUGUUCUUAAAAGUGUAACAGCAAGAUCGACUAAAGGUGCAGGUGAGAAGUCUCGACGUUCUAGUAGCUUAAAAUACACAAUAAAGAAUGUCAACGGAAAAAUUUUACCUGUAUGUAAACCAUUUUUCCUUUCAACCUUUGCACUAAAUGAAUGGACUGCUUCUAAUUGGGUGUCUCAUUCUCAAUCCGGCAUACUUUCAUCCCAAGAGAGUGUUAAUGCUUCUAAAAGAAAAAUAAGAGCGCAGGACACAAGUUUAGUCAGACUAACUAAACAAUACCUAGAAUAUUCUAAGAUGUGCAGUGAAAAAAAUCCUACAGUGAAGCCAGUUUCUAGAUUUACUUUUGACUAUAUGAUCAAAGAAAAAAAUAUUUCAUUUCAACAGCCAAAAAAGGAUAAAUGCGAUAUCUGCUGCGGCUACGAAACAAAAAAUAUAAGUGAUACUGAUUAUCAAAAUCACGUCCAGAAAAAAACAGUUGGCAAGAGAAGAAAAGGUCAAGGACAAAUUGAUGGGUCAACAAGGCCUGGCAAGAAAGUAAAUGAUCCGACAGCUAAUGAUAAUAAAGUCAUAAAAUAUAGUCCAGAUGGCAGUAUUCAAGUUAAACUUGGCUUUGACAAAGAAUUUGAGAACCUUCCAGGAAGAAAAAAAGAUAAUAAAUCUGUUUCUGACCUCAAGACGUUUCCACAAUUGAGAAGCAAACCAUCAAAAAUUAAAAAAACAAAAAUGGGACCAUCUUCAACAUUUGAAGGCUGUGCUUCCUAA
Psylliodes chrysocephalus is the source of this 1035-nucleotide messenger RNA. The record is from the annotation of a GenBank genome assembly. NCBI's taxonomy places the organism in Eukaryota, Metazoa, Arthropoda, Insecta, Coleoptera, Chrysomelidae.